This is a messenger RNA of Andrographis paniculata, 2822 nucleotides long. RefSeq names its product pentatricopeptide repeat-containing protein At5g66520-like. The transcript is spliced from 3 exons. Gene Ontology annotation, biological process: RNA modification. Bases 113 to 1768 code for a protein of 551 amino acids. NCBI's taxonomy places the organism in Eukaryota, Viridiplantae, Streptophyta, Magnoliopsida, Lamiales, Acanthaceae. Gene Ontology annotation, molecular function: protein binding; RNA binding. The record is from RefSeq and is a predicted model, not a curated record.
UCACGUUGUACGAUUUGUCAACAUCGUUCGUUAGACUCUGUGUCUAUCUCUGUGAAUCAUCUCAACAGUCAGUCAGAGUAGUAAGUCAAUCCCCGAAAAACCACUGCUCUGCAUGUUUGUCGACCAAAACCAAAGCGUUCCCGUCGCCUACUGCGCAAACUCCAGGCUUCGCCAACAGCAAUUGUUCUCCCUACUGCACACCGCCUGCAAAACUCUCAAACACCUCUCCCAAAUCCACGCCCAAAUCGCCACCAAUGGAUUCGCCGCCAAGAAUUUCAUCCUCGUCAAAAUGUUGUCUCUCUACGUCGCUUUCGACAAUUUCCCUCGCGCCCGCCAAGUGUUCGACCAAUUGCCUGACCCGAGCACCGCAAUCUGGAACCAGAUUAUCAGGGGAUACUCGCGCGCCGGAUGCCCCCGCAAUUCGAUCGAACUGUUUAGUGCCAUGGGGCGCCGUUCUUCCGCGGUCCCCGACGGCCAUACGUACACUUACGUUGUUAACGGGUGCACGAAAGGAGGAUUGUCGGGAGAGGGCGAGCAGGUCCAUGGGAAGGCUGUGAAGAGUGGAUUUUAUUCGAAUGUCUACGUUCGGACCAGCUUGUUGGAUUUCUAUGUCAAAAAUGGAGGAGAAGAUGGAAUGGGGAAGGCGAAGAAGGUGUUCGAUGAAAUGGGGGAGAUAAGGACCGUUGUCACGUGGAAUUCGAUGCUUUUGGGGUGCUUCUCCGGCGGGGACGUUGAUGGCGCACGAAGGGUGUUCGACGAAAUGCCUGAGAGGAAUGUUGUCUCGUGGACAACGAUGAUUGCGGGAUACGCGCGGAAUGGGAGAUGCAGAGAGGCUUUGGCGUUGUUUCAGGAAAUGCGGAACGGGAACGUCGAGUUUGAUCAGGUUACGAUGGUGGCCGUGCUUUCAGCGUGUGCUGAGGUCGGCGAUCUGAGCCUUGGGAAAUGGAUUCAUUCAUACGUUGUUGAUUUUUCCACUUCGGGGAAGCAGCGUGUGCUUAUUUCAUUGAAAAAUGCACUGAUACAUAUGUAUGCUAGUUGCGGCGAAAUCUGGGCGGCGUUUGCGGUGUUCAAAGGGAUGGAGCAGAGGACCGUUGUUUCUUGGACUAGUAUGAUCACUGGCUUUGCGAAACACGGGCAUGGAAACGAGGCGCUCAGUGUGUUCCGAUGGAUGGAAAGUGUAGAAGACGGCAAGGUUAGGCCUGACGCGAUAACAUUCCUCGGCGUUCUCUGCGCUUGCAGCCAUUCGGGUUACGUCAAGGAGGGACGGCAUUACUUUCGGAAUAUGAUCGAGAGUUGGGGUGUUGAACCGAUGAUAGAGCACUUUGGAUGCAUGGUUGAUAUGUUAAGCCGAGCUGGAUUAUUGGAUGAAGCGCACAACCUGGUAAAAUCUAUGCCGAUGAAGCCAAAUGACGUUGUUUGGGGCGCCCUUCUCGGUGGAUGUAGGAUUUACAAAAGUGUCGAUCUUGCUUUAGAUGUAGCUCAUUGGUUGACGAGGGAACUCGACCCUCAUCGAGCAGCCGGCUACUUUGUGCUAUUAUCCAAUGUGUAUGCUGACGCCAAGAAGUGGGAGGAUGUGGUAUCUAUUCGGAGAAGAAUGCUUGAGAUGAAGACGAGGAAGCCUCCGGGUCGAAGCUGGAUACAGAUUGAAGGAGACGUGUAUGAAUUUACUGCGGGUGAUAGGUCGCAUAAGGACGUAUCUUUAAUCUACGACAUCCUUGAUGAUAUCAUGAGGGAAGCCAGGUUUCAAGAUGCGGAUGAAUCGAGUUAAAUUGUUUUUGGAAAGUGACGGUAUUGGCUCAUCGAACCAUUUUGAGAAUUUGGCAGGCCAACCUCUUUGUUCGACGAUCUCGAAAUCCCAAUAAAAGGAUCACGAAAUGAGAUGGUUUCCGCAACAAAUUUUUUGGAGCGGGGUGGUUGGGAAGGCAAGUGGACUAUAGUUCGUUAGGCUCGUUCCCUGUUCUCAAGACAUCCUCGAAUUAUUUCUUGGUAUGCAAUAUGUGCGAAACGAUACCCUCCGGAAAGGGAAAGGCCGUCGUGCAUAGCAGCAGUAGCAGUCGAACUGAUCGUAGCAAAAUCAGAAUUUUACUCUGUGACGUUGAUGCAGAAAGUUGCGGCGAAAUACUAACUCAUCUCUCCCAGUGCUCUUACCAGGGUCGCCGCGCGCUUUUCUUACGCGCUUUUUAUACUUUCGAAAAUAUAUAUAUAUACACACUGAAUUGACGAAUACAUUUUGCGCGUUUUUGCAGUCGCAGCCGUGUGGUCUCCGAGAGAGGUGCUCGACACGGUGGACUCGCAAGGACCUCUCGCGGAUAUCAUUCUCGUCGAGGUGGGUUUAUUAAUGGCAAACGACGCACUUCUGCUGCGACACAUUAUGGACGAGAAGCGACUGCAGCGAAUCCCCGUCGUCAUUAUUACGACGCAGGACAAGGUGGCGGCGUCGGUGAAGGGGCUGAAACUUGGAGCUGUGGAUUACCUUGUGAAGCCUCUGCGUGAGGAUGUGCUGUUGAAUCUAUGGAUGCAUUUGGAGAGGUAGACGGAGAGACAGCCAUUGCUGGUUUAUCUAUUUCCAUUUUAGAGCUCACCUCAGCUCAGCUUUUAUUUAGUGUCACAAUUAUUCAGUUUUAUUGUUUACUGCUGGGGGUCACUUUCUUUUUAAAAAAAAAAAAUUUUAAAAAAAAAGGAAAAAAGAAAAAGAAAACGUUGUCCUAACGAUGAUGUUUUUGUCGUAAUAAGGUUGAUGUUUAAGGAAAUUAUUACUCCCUCAGCCCCCACUUUCCUGUAUUUUGACUUUUGUGUGUUUGUCUGGGAUUUUGGAUUUUGAG